AUGAUCCUGGCGGAGGUCGACAAGGACCGCGCCAAUGCCGCGGUGCGCCCGAUGCUGCCGCCGGUGCACCAGCCCCUGGUGGUGCCUGCGCACCAGCCGACCAGCAUGCCGGCCACGCUGUCCGAGUCGAUCGCACGCGCCAAGGCCGCGGCGGAGGCCAUCAAGCUCGGCCUCGUCACGGUCGACCAGCCCGGGGGCACCAUGAUGCCGCCGCCGCCGCCCACGCUGGGCGGCCAGCUCGGGUCCAUGCCGCCGCCCCCGAUGCACCAGCCGCCGCCCCCGCUGACGCGGCCCCCGUCGAUGCAGCCGAUGCCCGCAGGCGGAGGCCAGUGGACGGUCUGGUGA
Prorocentrum cordatum is the source of this 345-nucleotide messenger RNA. NCBI's taxonomy places the organism in Eukaryota, Dinophyceae, Prorocentrales, Prorocentraceae. The record is from the annotation of a GenBank genome assembly.